CUCCAUCAAAAGCCUCCAACGGCAGCCGCGGGGCCGCGCCGGGGCCAUGGCCGAGGGCAGGAGCGGCAGCGCCGGGCUCUUCGCCAGGCAGGUCCAGAAGCGCUUCAGCCGCGCCCAGGAGAAGGUUUUGCAAAAAUUGGGCAAAACGGUGGAAACCAAAGACGAACAGUUCGAGCAGAGCGCCUACAACUUCCAGCUGCAGCAGAAUGAGGGGCACAAACUCUACAAGGACCUCAAGGGGUUCGUGGGAGCCGUGAGAGUGAUGCACGAGAGCUCCCGCAGAGUGGCCGAGACGCUGCAGGAGAUUUACAGCCCCGAGUGGGACGGGCACGGGGAGCUCCGAGCCAUCGCCGAGAGCAAUGACCUCCUGUGGGAUGACUACGAGGCGAAACUGGCCGACCAAGCCCUGCGGCUGAUGGAGAAUUACCUGGCCCAGUUCGGGGACUUUAAGGAGCGCAUCGCCAAGCGGGGCCGAAAGCUCGUGGACUACGACAGCGCCCGGCACCACCUGGAGGCUCUGCAGAGCGCCAAGAAAAAGGACGAGGCCAAAAUCGCCAAGGCUGAGGAGGAGUUCAACAAAGCCCAGGCCGUGUUCGAGGACCUGAACAGGGACCUGCGGGAGGAGCUGCCGGUCCUGUACGGCAGCCGCAUCGCCUGUUACGUCACCGUUUUCCAGAACAUCUCCAACCUCCGCGACGUCUUCUACAAGGAGAUGAGCAAGCUCAACCGGGACCUGUACGAGGUGAUGAGCAAACUGGAGAAGCAGCACUCGAGCAAGGUGUUCAUCAUCAAAGGUGUCCCCAGUAACCGCCGCUCGCUGGUCAUCUCCGCGCCCGUGAGCCCCCCGGCCGUGUUCCCCUGCCCGGACAAGGCGCCCGUGCUGGACGCGGAGGUGACACCGGCGUCCCCCGGCGGGGACAGCGCUGCCCCCGAUGCCAACGGGGACCUGGGGGCGGCUUCCCCCGGGCCCCCCCCGGCUUCGCCCGCCAGCGGGGGCUCCCUGGACACGGAGUCGGUGUCCAGCGAGGAGACCGCGGAGCCGGGACCUGGCCGCGACAACGAGCAGGGGACAUCGGGGACAGUGUCGGUGUCCAGCGAGGAGACUCCGGAACCCGGCCCCGGCAGCGAGCAGGGGACAUCGGGAACAUCGGGGACAUCGGGGACAGCGUCGGCGUCCAGCCAAGAGACCGCGGAGCCCGGCCCUGGCCGCGACAACGAGCAGGGGACAUGGGUGACAGUGUCCAGGGAGGAGAGGGUCUCCGACCCCGGCUCUCUGUCCCCUGCUCAGGAGACAUCGGCGACAGCCGCGGAGCCGGGGGGUGACAGCGGAGCGCGGGGGGGCGCCGAGGGCAUCGCCACCUCCCUGGCGUCACUGAUUUUAUCCGAGGCCAUCGCCCAGGCCACCGGCACCUCGUCACCAGGAAAAGCCGCGGAGCCGGCAGGGGACAGCACGGCCAGCAGCGCCCGGGGCCGCUCCCCCAGCACAGCUGUCCCCCGCCGUGUCCCCGGUCCCCCGGAGCCGUGCCAGCUCGGCGGGGACACCGAGCACAGCGCGGAGGUGGCGGAUGCCGAGCCGCAGGGCUGUUCCGCGACACCGGAGCAGGACACGAGCCGGGACCCCUCAGACCCUUCCCAGGAUCCCCCCGAGUCCCUCAGCGCCCUGUGACCCCACGGGAAAUGCGGCGUCUUCCCCAAAUUUAUUCCCCAGAAUGCAUUUCCCAGCCCCCAUCCCCCCAUAAAUAAAGAUGGAAGAGGAGGCAAAA
Messenger RNA from Oenanthe melanoleuca, 1763 nucleotides. RefSeq names its product bridging integrator 2 (gene BIN2). Gene Ontology annotation, biological process: plasma membrane tubulation; podosome assembly; phagocytosis, engulfment. Bases 47 to 1666 code for a protein of 539 amino acids. NCBI's taxonomy places the organism in Eukaryota, Metazoa, Chordata, Aves, Passeriformes, Muscicapidae. The transcript has 11 exons. Gene Ontology annotation, cellular component: plasma membrane; phagocytic cup; cytoplasm. Gene Ontology annotation, molecular function: protein binding; phospholipid binding. The record is from RefSeq and is a predicted model, not a curated record.